AUGUCCAUUUUUUUCAAAACACCAUUGGAAAUAGAAAUCAGGUUGGAGAAUGAAGAAAGUCGGAAACAUGCGGAGAUCAAGAACCCGCAUGGCCGAAUUGACAAGCUACCUAUUUACAUGGACGGUGAAUCUGUAAAGGGAGUUGUCACCUUGUUUACAAAAGAAGGUAAGAGGGUGGAACACCAAGGGGUAAAGGUACAACUUUUGGGGGCAAUAGAGACCAACAACGACGGGUUAUCAUCUUCAAACUUUCUAUCACUAGCAACCGAAUUGGCUGCGCCGGGCCAACUAGUACAUUCCGAGUCAUACCCCUUUGAGUUUAGAAACGUUGAAAAACAAUACGAGAGUUACCGGGGUAAAAAUGCUCGAUUGAGAUAUUAUGUGAAGGUUACAGUUUUGAGAAAGUCAAAUGCUGAAAUCAAUAGGGAAAAAGAGCUCUGGGUUUAUCAGUAUACGAAUAAUUCCUCUCGUGAGGAGGUGAUUAAACAAGACACCGUUCGCAGCUCGAUGCAAGCAGCACCAAAACAAAAGGACACCACUAAUGGCGUUAAGAUGGAUGUGGGAAUAGAGGAUUGCUUACAUAUUGAAUUUGAAUACUCGAAAUCUCGUUUCUCUUUGAAGGAUGUAAUUAUUGGGAGAAUCUAUUUUUUGCUCGUACGGUUAAAAAUAAAACAUAUGGAAUUAUCAUUGAUAAGAAGAGAGACUGUUGGUUCUAGUCCAAAACAAAUAACCGAUAGUGAAACGGUAGUUCGGUUUGAGAUUAUGGAUGGUGCGCCAGUUAAAGGAGAAACAAUUCCAAUCCGACUCUUUUUGAGUGGGUUUGAUCUCACACCAACUUAUAAAGAUGUGAACAAGAAGUUUUCGGUUAGAACGUAUCUUUCCUUAGUCUUGAUAGAUGAGGAUGCAAGGAGAUAUUUCAAACAGAGCGAAAUAUAUCUCUACCGUGAUGCUUAG
This is a messenger RNA of Lodderomyces orthopsilosis Co 90-125, 954 nucleotides long. It is a transcript of the gene PEP8, whose product is annotated as retromer subunit. The coding region runs from base 1 to 954 and encodes 317 amino acids. Gene Ontology annotation, cellular component: retromer complex; endosome. The transcript has a single exon. The record is from RefSeq and is a predicted model, not a curated record. Gene Ontology annotation, biological process: intracellular protein transport; retrograde transport, endosome to Golgi. Lineage: Eukaryota; Fungi; Ascomycota; Pichiomycetes; Serinales; Debaryomycetaceae.